Molecule: messenger RNA, 1488 nt
Organism: Myotis brandtii (Brandt's bat)
Lineage: Eukaryota; Metazoa; Chordata; Mammalia; Chiroptera; Vespertilionidae
Gene: PGRMC1
Product: progesterone receptor membrane component 1
Exons: 3
Coding region: 1-306 (101 amino acids)
Cellular component (GO): membrane; endomembrane system
Source: RefSeq, a predicted model, not a curated record
AUGGCAUGUGUCAGAUUCUGUCUUUGGUGUUGUUUUGUUUUUAAAGAGGGGCCAUAUGGGGUCUUUGCCGGAAGAGAUGCAUCCAGGGGCCUCGCCACAUUUUGCCUGGAUAAGGAAGCUCUGAAGGAUGAGUAUGAUGACCUUUCUGACCUCACUCCUGCCCAGCAGGAGACCCUGAGUGACUGGGACUCUCAGUUCACUUUCAAGUAUCAUCACGUGGGCAAACUGCUGAAGGAGGGGGAGGAGCCCACUGUGUACUCGGAUGACGAAGAACCAAAAGAUGAGAAUGCUCGGAAAAACGAUUAAAGCAUUCAUGGAUGCAUAUCUAUUUGUGUAUUUUGCAGAAUCAUUUGUAACAUUCCAGUCUGUCUUUAAAAUGUGGUGAUUUCAAUAUUUAGAAAAGUUUUGAACUUGGCUGUAAAUUUUUUUAAUUAACAUCACUAGUGACACUGAAAAAACUAACUUCUUUGAGUGCAUGAUGUUUGUGUGUCAUAAAUGCAGAAAGUGAACUGCAGUGCUGUAAUACAAAUGUUAGUACUGUUUUUCUUCUAUCUGUAGUUAGUACAGGCUGAAUUUAAAUUUGUUUUUCCUAAAAGAUAGGUAAGACUUGGGUAUUUCCCCCAAAUAUGUAGAAAUGCAAAAUGUGCAAAGUCCUUCAAGCACUAAGAACAAAGGAUCAACUUUUAGUCAUGAUGUUCUCUAAAGACAGCAAAUUCCUUAUUUCUCAAUUGAUUUAACUGCAUGAAUUCCAUCUCUAAAGCAAAUCUGCAGUGUCCCAAAGGCUUUGAUAUUUAUUAAAGAGAGCUGUCCAGUAAGAAAAUGAAAUCUCAAAGCUGGGCUUAGUUGGAAGAAAUACAUUAAUUGUUUCUAGACAGCAUCAUUGUCCUCCUUCAGACACUUGGACACCUUCACUAACUGUUCUCUACAGUGAGGAUUAAAACAUGAUCUGAACAUUCAAAAGGAAGCUUUGGGGAAAAUCAGCUGGCUUGCCUAAAAAUCUAAAUACAUGAAGAACAUUAUAGGGCUAUCUUUUCAAUCUCCAUGUUCAUGGUGGAGCAAUGGUUAUUUUACAUGAUUUGACAUGAGGGGCAUGUAGAUCAGGUGAUUGCUCUACUAAGAGCCUUCACACCCCCCUGAAUAAUGAGAAAACAGUGCACAUCACUAGCCAAGUGGUUUCUGAAGUAAAGUAUAUUCAUAAAGUGGUAACAGUUAACUCUUUUGUCACAAAACUAGAGCCACUGCAAGAGUAGUAGUCAAGUGUCUAGGUCUUUGAUAUUGGUCUUAUGGUUAUCGAUAAACUUAGCUAAGUAGACUGUACAGUUGUAUGAAUUUGUGUUAUGUGAACAACUAGUGAAGUUUCAAACUCUUGUAAUUGUAGUUGAAUAGUAUUUUCCUUGUAUUUUCUUGUGAACCAUGUUUAAUGGUUUUACCUCAAAUCAGAAAACAAAAUGAAGUGCUUUGGUCAGUUAAUAAAAUGGUUUUACCCAA